Molecule: messenger RNA, 3843 nt
Organism: Bactrocera tryoni
Lineage: Eukaryota; Metazoa; Arthropoda; Insecta; Diptera; Tephritidae
Gene: scro
Product: homeobox protein Nkx-2.4
Exons: 8
Coding region: 779-2062 (427 amino acids)
Biological process (GO): cell differentiation; regulation of transcription by RNA polymerase II
Cellular component (GO): nucleus
Molecular function (GO): DNA-binding transcription factor activity, RNA polymerase II-specific; RNA polymerase II cis-regulatory region sequence-specific DNA binding
Source: RefSeq, a predicted model, not a curated record
CUCGUCAGUGUUGUUCAGACCUCUUGUUUCAUUUGACGGAUUCGUGUCGAGUGGAUAUUCAUAAUAAAUUCACUGAUGUGGGUUCUUCUUCUAUGUGCCUAAUACAAUUGUUCUAUACGAGUUUUUUCUGUAAUGUUUUUACUAUUAUCGACCAAUUCACGUCUUUAAUUAUGAUAGUGAUUUUAUAAGAAUAUUUUUAAUAGGUGGAUAUACAAUUUAACUACUGCAAAUAGAGUGUAUUGUUUUAUCAAAUAAAUAAAACUUUGAUUAAUAGAUAUGUAUAUGGUAUCCGAUUACUGUUUUCGGGUGCAGAUUUGAUAUUUAAGAGUAUUAACAUUAUUUUACUAAAUAUCAUCUGAUAUGAGAUAGUGAAAGUGUAUAUAAUUUGGGCUUUAAUUUUAUAAUAUUUAAUUAAAAGUUAUGUAAAACUGUGUAUAAAUUUAUUGGAUACACAAAUUUGUGUGAAGGAAUAGCAUUUAAUAAUGGACAUUCUGGAAUCUGAGACAUCAGUGGUAUUUUGCGUACAAGCACUUGUUGCGAUGGACAGGGCGGACGGACUUGUUACACUCUCUGAUGUAGAAGGAAGCACCACAGUCGGACUGGCCAACGGACUUUCAGAAAAUGCCUUUACUACGAAAUAUAUAAAACUUUAUGUAUAUCGCGCUUGCAAUAAUCAUUAAUAAAGACUUUACCAAGUUGAUCAGAAUUGAAUGCAGAAUAAACCAAAAUAGUUCAUAUUGACAACGUGCCCAGGGUUAUUCAUGGCGUCAAGUUGGUUAUGAACUCAUCUUCAAAGAUAUUAUCUUCAGGGGAAAUAACCCAUCAACAUGAGCUGGAACAACAUUUAUUGAAGCACACUAUUUCUUCGGGGCUUUCCCCACUCCCCAAUUCGACACCUGCAACUACGUUGAUCCACCAGCAUAAUUUUUCUAAUAUUCAUCAUAUGCAAAGUUUGCCAAAUCAACAACCUAGCGUCAUAUUUAACAGCACGCAUUCCACGCCAUUUAGCGUAACAGAUAUUUUAAGUCCAAUUGAGGACUCAUAUCGGAAGCUGGAGUUGAAUUGCAGUCCACCGUCACCCUUUAGAACAAAUUCCAGCGAAAGUAGUAUCACUUCACCUAAUACAUUAGGAUCUUCAACAAUGGCAAAUCCCUACGCGAUGGGUUCACUAUAUCACAGUCCAGGAGUCCAAAGUUAUUGCGGGCCAGCAGAUAAUCUUUCAUUAGCAGGACAUUAUUCUGAUAUGAGAAGUUCUGCGUCUUGGUAUGGAUCUACAACGAAUGAUCCCAGAUUUGCCAUUACCAGAUUAAUGGGUGGGUCAGCGACUACUUCAAUGGGACAUAUGGCCAAUAUGGGCAGCCUAGCCACAUGUAAUGUAACUGAUUCAAAGCCAUUACAAUUCCCUUUGACACAGCGGAGGAAACGGAGAGUAUUAUUUACCCAAGCUCAGGUGUACGAAUUAGAGAGACGCUUUAAGCAGCAAAGAUACCUAUCCGCACCAGAAAGAGAACAUUUAGCCAGUCUCAUACAUUUGACACCAACUCAGGUUAAAAUAUGGUUUCAAAAUCACAGGUAUAAAUGCAAGCGUCAAGCAAAGGAAAAGGCGAUGGCAGAACAAAGCCAACAAAAUCAGACUUCCAGUUCACCGAGACGUGUAGCAGUACCAGUUCUCGUAAAGGAUGGUAAGCCAUGUUCGGGUAAUAGCAGUACACCACUAUCUCAACAAGCUGGUACAGCUAGUAAUACAAGUAAUACCAGUAAUAACAACACUAACAUAAAUGAGAAUAUCAGUACCACGGAAGUGAAUAACAGCAUAACUAGUGGUUUAAAUCUUAUAACGGGUGAAACUACUAACUCCCAUUCUCCAGAUACAUCAAACUCCCUUAUUGCGAGCUAUAAUGGAACGAUUGGAAGCCACAAUCAAAUUCAACAGCAAUCAUGCAAUAAUUCUAUAAUGUCAAACAGUUUAGCCAUGGCAUAUCGCAAUCAAAAUAAUUUUAUUUCAAACGGGCAUCAGCAGCAGUGUACGGGUUACUUACCUCUCCAAGGUAGAGCGUGGUAAAAGUGAAAAAAAUUAAGUAAAUCAAUAAAUAGUUCACGAACAAAAAAGAAAUAUAUAAAUAAAUUCCGCAUAUAAAAGAGGUGUCUACUAAAUUCACAUUAGGAUGAAUGUAAAUUUUAUCGCAGUCGCAUUUAACACUGAUAAAUUAAUGAUUUUUUGUAAAUGUUACGCAACUAGCAUAUUUAUGCAAAUAAACAUCAGUUUUAUAGAUAUAUGGUAUUAGCUUGUAUAAAUCAAAAUGAUAUAAAGAUAGUUUUUCUACUCUCGUGUUUAAUGAAGCUUAAAAGACAAAAGUACGUACAUGUGUACAUACCUAUACUUGUACAUAUACUUAUUAAAAUGGUCCCAAAAAAACCUUUAUUUCUUUUCAUUUGAUAUUUACCGUGAAAAUAUCGCCUGAAACGACUAUAAACAUGCAAUUUGAGCUCUUAAUAUUGAUAGUAAUAGAUGGUGCAUUAUAAUUUGUGAUUGCGUAUAUUAAUAUCACAGGAAUAUUUUCUUGCCUUUUCGGAAUGUUUGAUGCAUUUGAAAGUAAAAACUUAUUAUUAAAAUGUAACUACGUCGACCCGUUCAAAAGUUAUUUAAGGUCAAAAUCCAACCUUAAAUUGUAAAAGAAAACUUUUCACAUUAAUUCUAAGUAAUCAUAACUCAAAAUCAUAAAACAGAUUUUCAUUACGAGUUUUCAUGCUUUUAUUCGAUAAAAUCAUAAUUUUUUCGUUUAGCAUGGUUCUGUUAUUACAACCGAAUAAAAUUCCUAAUAUUUCUAAUACUUCCAAUUUUGUGAUUAUAUAAUGUCUUUUUAUCGCUUUUUUUCAAUCGUACUAAAAGGUAAAAAUCUUAUAAAAAUAACCAAAAUUUUUCAUCUUUUUAUAGAUCUUUAAAAUGUCAACAAGAAUAAGGAUUUUUGUGAUCUUUUUGGAAGAUAUUUUCAUGGUAACUAAGGAAACAAUAGUAAUAAAGUUUUUUUUGGUCCAAACCAAACACUAGCAAUAGUGCAAAACUAUAAUAUGCAUAUAAUAACACAUGUAUAAAAUAAUGAUUUGUCGAAUUUUGAAUAUAGUAUGUAACAUUUUUUAAGGUUUCAAAUGAUGGUUAUUUACCGAUUUGUUUUCUAGGGAAAUAAACGACAAAAGUUAUUCAUAUUUAUUCGCUUUACGUUAGGUCUACCUGCAGGUGGAUUUUUUAAUUUAAAUAUUCCCAAAAAUAUUGGUAAUAAUAUUGGAUAGUCGAAAAAGUCUUUUCGUAUUUCUAACCAAACUUAAACUUAUUUUUUUAUAUUUAUACCAAUAAAUAUGGUGCAUAUAACAAAAACUUUGCACUAAUAUAACUAUUUCGGUACGGCGCCUAUCGGCCACAAAACGUUGCCCACGGCGGGAUUCUCUGUCCGCGAGCUGUCUCGUUCGUCGACAGAUCUUUGAUGAGAUAAUAAAAACGUACAGAACCGUGUUGCUCAAUGAAUUUAACGAAACUAAAAUUAUGCGAGCGAAUACUGCGCAACUAUAGAGAUAAGAUAAAAUUCCUGGCUGCUGACUAUAGUCGACGCUUGGCCGUGCGCGCACAUGUCAUGUCCCUCGACUCUGGUCGACGCUCGGCUGUGUGGGGUUAUCUGUAGCCGUCGACUAUAGUUGACGCCCGUACCAAAGUGGUUAAGUACCGAAUGACCAUGUUUCAUAAAAUGUGAGUUCAAAUAUCGAGUAGCGAACCGCCUAAAAAUGAAUCUAAAGAAAUUGUCCACUAAUUAAUUUGAAACAAUUUUUUUUUUUGAAAGAGUUAACUUAAAC